Molecule: messenger RNA, 923 nt
Organism: Bradysia coprophila
Lineage: Eukaryota; Metazoa; Arthropoda; Insecta; Diptera; Sciaridae
Product: gastrula zinc finger protein XlCGF49.1-like
Source: RefSeq, a predicted model, not a curated record
GGUCGGGGUUAUAAUUCGAUCUGUCAUAAUAGCCGGCUGAAAACAGUAAACAAACAUUGUCGUCGUGCAUUUUUGCUCAUUUAUUACCAAACAAUCCGAAGACCUCUGACCAAGCACAACAUUGGAAUGGAAUUUGCGUCCGAUAUUUUUGAUUCGUGCAAUCGUAGCGAUAGUAGUCACUGUGAAAACAACGCAGGAUCUGACGAGCUAAUGGACAGUGUGACAUCAUUUCGAUUCAUUGAGCCUGAAGUUAUAAUCAAAGAGUUCAGCAUCGAGCAAUUGAAAGCAAUGAAAAGCCAACGUUUCGAUAAAGACACCCUGUGCCUGAUAUGUCCGGUGUGUGACAAAAGUUUUCAACGGAACAGUCAUCUCAAACGACACAUACUUAUCCACACCAAAGAGAAGCCCUUCAAAUGCGAUGUGUGUGACCGAGAAUUCAAUCAAUCAUCCACCAUGAAAAGUCAUAAGAAAAGUGUCCACUCGAAUUACAGACCGUUUUUGUGCACAGAGCCCAAUUGUACGAAAUCGUUUAGCAUCAUGUCCAAUUUGAAAAUACAUCAGAAAUCGCAUCAAUUCGUCAAAGAGCUGACUUGCCAGCACUGUACACGAUCGUUUAAACAUCAGAGUUCGUUGCAAGCACACGCGAAGAUGCAUGUUUUCGAACUUAUUGGUAAGAAUUGAAAUUUGUUUGCUUUAGCAUCGAUUUGUUACGGUUGUCGUAGUUUUUGAUGCUAAGCUGUAAACUAGCUACAUUUCAAUUUAGAGAAAAUUUUGAAAUUUUAAGUAUUACGACGAGGCUUAAUUAACAAUUUGGCAACAACAAUUUACAGAUUCAUUCUCAUUUACACUUAAAUGCUAAAAUAUAAGAAAUUGAUAAAAAUGUAGUUCCCAGUGCCGGACUGGCCGUUAUGGGCGUUCGGGCG